UUCGACAUCUUCAGGGGAUUUUCACACCCUUUCGAACCCUAAAAUCAUCUCAAUUUAAACUGAUUCUUCUUCUUCUUCUUCUUCUUCUUCUUCUUCAGUCUCCAUCGAUUCAUCUAUCCUUCGACUGUGUAAGACAACCCUUACACCAAGCACAGACUCCUUCUUCUUGUCAGAAAAAUGGUAGCUUCGAAGAAGCGUUCGUCUGCCAGAAAGGAUAAGGACCACAAGGUUUGUAAUGGCCAAGAUUACGGCCAAGGCUUAGUGGGCUCAAGAAUCAGAGUCUGGUGGCCGAUUGACGGCCAAUUCUACAAUGGAGUGGUUGAUUCAUAUAACUCUUCCAAGAAGAAACAUCGGGUUUUGUAUGAUGAUGGUGACAAAGAGACAUUGAAUAUGAAGAAGGAAAGAUGGGAAUUGAUUGAAGAAGAUGAUGACAAGGCGGAUGAGUUCUCAUUACAGGACGAUUCUGCCGAUGAGAGCUCUGAUGCCACCCCAGAAGCGCUUAACAGGAAGAAUGUUAAGAGUAAUGGUAAGUCAUCUGACAAAGGAAAGGCGGAUGAAGCUAUGCCGAAAAAGAAACAGAAGAUAGAUUCUUCAGCAAAGAGCAAGUCUAAAGCCAAAUCUGGUAAGAAACCAGAGGAUGAUGAGACGAAGCAAAACCAAAAGACGGGAAGUAAUCUGGGUGAUAUAGGCGGAAAGAUUGUUGCAGCGGCCUCACGCAUGAGUGGAAGGGUGCAAAGUAAGCAGAAUGGUCUGGAAAAAGAGACUCUAAAGUCCAGCAAGAAGAUAACUGACAACCGAAAACAGAAAAGGCCUUGUUCAUCUACAUCAGAGGCUGUCUCUGAGAAAGUGAAAAAGCAGAGGACUUCCUCCAAAAAGAUCAAGAGUAACGACACUGAUGAUGAAGAUGGUGAUGCUGAUGAUGUUGAUACAUCUGAUGAUGAGUCCAAGACCCUGGCGGUUUUGCUAAAGAAAUCUCCAGAGGCCAUAGAAGCUUUGAUGGAGAAGUUGAAGGGGAAGAAGAAGAAAGAGGGAGGAGAAGGAAGUUCCGAAGAUGAAGAGGGAGGUGAAGGAAGUUCCGGAGAUGAAGAGGGUGGAGAUGGAAGUUCCAGAGAUGAUGAGGGAGGAGAUGGAAGUUCCGGAGAUGAAGAGGGAGAAGAUGGAAGUUCUGGAGAUGAAGAGGGAAGAGAUGGAAGUUCCGGAGAUGAAGAGGGUGGAGAAGGAAGUUCCGGAAGUGAAGAGGAAGAGAUAGAAGAGUCUUCUUAGCCAUAAGCAUCAGCUUCGCGGUCUCGCUCCAUGUGCAGACACCGUACAAGACAGUCAAAACCAAUUGUAGGAAGCCAUUGUUAAAGGUCAUGGCUUUUUAAAAAAAAUUAUACAGUGAACUCUUAUUUCGUUAAGAUUAGGGCUCUUAGGGCUUUAGGCUUUGGAAAAUGUGCAGCCAUAUGGAUUGAGGUUGAAAAGCUAAUCUCUUGAACUAUGAUUGUGAAUGAAUGUUUUCCAUUUAAUCUCAUUCCCU
Messenger RNA from Eutrema salsugineum, 1516 nucleotides. RefSeq lists its product as uncharacterized. The record is from RefSeq and is a predicted model, not a curated record. Gene Ontology annotation, biological process: DNA repair; mitotic sister chromatid cohesion. Gene Ontology annotation, cellular component: chromatin; nucleus. The transcript is spliced from 7 exons. Bases 178 to 1263 code for a protein of 361 amino acids. Lineage: Eukaryota; Viridiplantae; Streptophyta; Magnoliopsida; Brassicales; Brassicaceae.